AUGACGGGCAAGGCUGUGGCUGCUGUCCUGACUCUUCUCCUCAUCUCAGCGCUUGGAACAAAAGGUAAAGCCCUGCCACGCUCAGCAAUUGAACUCCGGUGCCAGUGCGUCGGCACCCAUUCCAAGUUCAUCCAUCCCAAGUUCAUUCAAAACGUCAACCUCAUCCCCAGUGGACCUCACUGCGAGAACGUUGAAGUCAUAGCUACCCUGACCGACGGCAGAGAGGUGUGCCUGGAGCCCACUGCUCCCUGGGUGAAGCUGAUCAUCAAGGCCAUCCUGGACAAGGCAAACGCCAAGCCUGAGGCAGUGUCCUAA
This is a messenger RNA of Opisthocomus hoazin, 315 nucleotides long. Its product is annotated as interleukin-8. The record is from RefSeq and is a predicted model, not a curated record. Gene Ontology annotation, molecular function: chemokine activity. Gene Ontology annotation, biological process: immune response; chemotaxis; defense response. Gene Ontology annotation, cellular component: extracellular region. Lineage: Eukaryota; Metazoa; Chordata; Aves; Opisthocomiformes; Opisthocomidae.